This is a messenger RNA of Halichondria panicea, 1447 nucleotides long. Its product is annotated as GPI mannosyltransferase 2-like. Gene Ontology annotation, cellular component: mannosyltransferase complex; endoplasmic reticulum membrane. The transcript has 4 exons. The record is from RefSeq and is a predicted model, not a curated record. Gene Ontology annotation, biological process: GPI anchor biosynthetic process. The coding region runs from base 57 to 1421 and encodes 454 amino acids. Gene Ontology annotation, molecular function: alpha-1,6-mannosyltransferase activity; GPI mannosyltransferase activity. NCBI's taxonomy places the organism in Eukaryota, Metazoa, Porifera, Demospongiae, Suberitida, Halichondriidae.
GAUCUAAUGCUGCUUUAGUGACCCUUUACCUUUCAUUUUCUUUACUGAGUCAUGAUAUGAGAGCAACAUACAAGGACUGUGUAGCAGUUCUAAACUGGGGGAUUGCAUCAAGACUGUUUCUUUUUCUGUUCCAAGUAGUCUCCAACAAUGUGAUCCCUGACCACACGGGAUCAAUGGAGGAUGUCUUCAUGAGACGCUAUCGACACCCUCCACACCAUCCUCUCGUUGAAGCUGCACUUGGUGGUUUUGAUAACUGGGACUCUGAGCAUUUCAUAUUCAUAGCUGAGCAGGGAUAUGGAGUUCACGAGCAAUCAAUGGCCUUCUUCCCACUCUUUCCCUCUCUCCUCUGGGUGUUCUCACAAACACUGUUCCGGCCGUUGCUACUCCUCUUGUCUUUAAGAAGUGUGCUCCUGAUCACUGGAUUCACUCUCAAUCUAAUCCUAUUCCCAUUUGCAGUCCUCUCCUUGUAUUUGCUUACUCUAAGGGUGUUCAAGAAUCGCCAUUUUGCAUUACUAACGGUAUCUCUAUUCUGUAUCAAUCCAGCCAGUGUGUUUAUGUCGUCUCUGUACACGGAAUGCUUAUUUUCACUCCUCACCUUUUCUGGGCUAUUAUCUUUGGAAUGUGGAUAUUUGUGGCCUGCAACUUUGUUAUUCAUGCUUGCUACUGCCACAAGAUCGAACGGUAUUGUCUUGUGUGGAUACAUUGGUUAUCGAUGCCUCCACUUAGUGUACAACCUUUUAACUACUGAUUCUUUAUUUACUGAGUCUCUGUUUCUCAUUGUAAAUGCUGGUUUGCAGUGUGUUCUCAUAGUGUCCCCAUUGGCUUUAUUUCAGUACUAUGGCUACCAACUUUACUGUACACCAAAGGAUGACAUUUCGUUGCCUAUAUGGUGCAGUUGGACUCUUCCCAUGCCAUACAACUACAUACAAGACCACUAUUGGAACAAUGGGUUUAUGAGAUACUUUCAACUGAAGCAGAUCCCCAACUUCAUUAUCGCUGCUCCGAUGAUCAUCUUGUCUUCUUGCUGCAUCGUUAAGUACUUCAGAGCACCCAAAGGGACAAGCAAUAACAAAACCAACAUUGAGAGUGUUCACAUGCGCCCGUAUGUUGUCUGCCUCACAUUCCUCGUUGUAUUUGGAACGUUCUUCAUGAAUGUACAAGUGAUUACCAGGUUUAUAUGCUCGGCCUCACCUCUGGUCUACUGGUUCUCUGCUACUGCUCUUCUUGCGUCAUACAAACCAUUCAAACUAACCGAGUACAAGAAAGCUGAUUUACCUGGAGCUUGUAACAUGGCUAGACUCGUGCUAAAGACUGUAUUUAAUCAUCCUGAAAAAACUAGCAGCAAAUUAAUUAUUAUAUACUUCAUAUUGUAUGUAUUCUUAGGUUUGGUUUUACACUGUAAUUUUUUUCCUUGGACAUAGUCUAUAAUUAUUUUUUGGGAUCUUCA